UCUAAAGCUGACGUGACAUCUCUCUCAAAUCUCAAUUUCACACUUCUCUUCUUUCUUUUCCUCUCUCCCAAACAGAAACUCUAUGUUUAUGUCGGAAAAUCAACGGUGGAUGGAUGAGCUCGCCGUCGCAAGGAGAGAAGCUUCUUCUUGGGACUUCCCUUUCACCGACAUUAACAUUCAUCGUCACUGCAGCACGAGUCACAAAUUUGACAUCUUGAAGAGUCCUCUUGGAGAUAACGAAGAGGAGAGUAAUAAUCACAACCCUAAUUAUAGUAACAGCGAGAGUGGUAAGAAGGAGACGACUGACAGUGGACAGUCUUGGUCUUCGUCUUCUUCAAAACCGUCGAUCUUGGGGAGAGGACAUUGGAGACCCGCUGAAGAUGUUAAACUCAAAGAGCUUGUCGCCAUUUACGGUCCACAAAACUGGAACCUCAUAGCUGAAAAGCUCCAAGGAAGAUCCGGGAAGAGCUGUAGACUUCGUUGGUUCAACCAAUUAGAUCCGAGGAUAAACCGAAGAGCUUUCACGGAGGAAGAAGAGGAGAGGCUGAUGCAAGCACAUAGGCUUUAUGGUAACAAAUGGGCAAUGAUUGCGAGGCUUUUCCCUGGUAGGACUGAUAAUUCUGUCAAGAACCAUUGGCAUGUUGUCAUGGCUCGUAAGUAUAGAGAACACUCCUCGGCUUACCGUAGGAGGAAGCUUAUGAUUGAUAAUCCACUUAAACCUCAUCAUCUUCCUAAUCAUCCUAACCCUAACCCUAAUUACCAAUCUUUUAUCUCCACUAAUCACUACUUCACUCAGCCUUUCCACGAGUUUAAUUUGAGUCAUCACCUGGCUAAUAAUGCGUCUAUCACGACUGACCAUAAUCAGCUUGUGUUGCCUUUCCAUUGCUUUCAAGGUUAUGAGAGCAAUGAGACGAUGGUUGUGAGUAUGUUUGGCAACCAAAUGAUGGUCGGCGAUAAUGUUAGUGCCACGUCAGAAACGUUAUAUCAUUUUCCUUAUAUCGACUCUACGAGCCAAGAGAAACGAGUGCCAAAUGAGCCAAUGAAUUGGAUCGGAAUGGAAGUGGUAGAUGAUGAUCAAGUGGUGGAGAAGGCUAAGCAGCAACCACAUUUUUUCGAUUUUCUUGGCUUGGGGACGACAUGAAUCAUAGUGAUCAAUAUGGUUACAAAAAGAGAGCAGGAAGUUAGCCUUAUAAGCUAGAAAGCAUACAAACCAAGAUCCAAGUCAUUGUCCUUGGUUUGCAUUUAUUAGUAAAUUGUAGAUUGUUGUUGUUGGCGGUCUAGUGUAACAUUUAAUAAACUCUUAGUAUUAGUAAAUCUUUGAUAUAUUUUUUAACUAAGGAGGUUAGUCUAAUUAAGAAAAAGGCAAUUCUUUG
This is a messenger RNA of Thlaspi arvense, 1373 nucleotides long. The record is from the annotation of a GenBank genome assembly. NCBI's taxonomy places the organism in Eukaryota, Viridiplantae, Streptophyta, Magnoliopsida, Brassicales, Brassicaceae.